AACAACACAACAUGGUGGAUCCAAACUCCAACCAAGAAAAGUUUUACUAUGUUUACAGUUGUGACCUGGACACAAAUCUUGAGCUUAAAGUAUGUACAUUAGAAGGAAAAAGAGAGCGUAAAGGGUACAAGGAGCUGUUAGAUGAUCCGCAACUGAGAUACUCGGGAGCUUAUGAGAGUGAAUGUUCAGACUUGUAUGUAACUUGCCAAGUGUUUGCCGAUGGUCAACCACUGUGCCUACCUACAAGAACAUCAUAUAAACCCUUCAGUACAAGAUGGAAUUGGAAUGAAUGGCUUAAGUUACCUAUAAAGUAUCCUGAUUUACCGCGCCAUGCUCAGGUGUGUUUUACCAUCUGGGAUGUGUAUGGACCAAGAAAAGCCAUCCCAGUUGGCGGAACUACUGUGUCCCUCUUUGGAAAACAUGGGACUCAGCGUCGAGGUAUGCAUGAUCUUAAAGUGUGGCCAGGUGUGGAAGCUGAUGGAGGAAAACCAACGUCUACUCCUGGAAAAUCCACAACUGGUGAAGACCAGAUGAGCAGAUUAGCUAAGCUAAGCAAGAAACAUCAUAAGGGACGAAUGUUAAAGGUUGACUGGUUGGACAGACUGACAUUCAGAGAAAUCGAAAUGGUGAAUGAGAGGGAAAAGCGGAACUCCAAUUUCAUGUUUUUGAUGAUCAAGUUUCCCAGAGUCCAUUGUGAUGGUUUGGAGUAUGCUGUGGUGCAUUUUGAGAAGGAUGCCGAUGAUAUUGACUAUAUCUGCACUCAUCCAGAGAUUGUGAGGGUUCCAGAUCCAGAAAUUCUACUGGAAAACCUGGUUGAGUUAAAGCAUCACAAGCUUGUAAGAAGUAUUAGAAGUGGAACAGUUUCAAGGGAGCUGAAACCAAAUGCAAAAACCAGGGAUCAGCUAAAUCAAAUUGUUGGUUACCCAUCAACCAAAGUACUGACAUCAGAGGAAAAAGACUUGGUGUGGCAGUUCAGAUUUUAUCUCACCAAUCAGAAAAAGGCACUGACUAAGUUUCUCAAGUGUGUUGAUUGGAGUCAGCCACAGGAGGCUAGACAGGCUCUAGAACUUUUGGGAAAAUGGAACCCAAUGGAUGUUGAAGAUGCCUUGGAGUUGUUAUCAUCUCAGUUUACCAACAGAGCAGUCAGACAGUAUGCUGUGUCAAGACUUAAGGAGGCUAAUGAUGAUGAUUUGCUGCUCUACCUUCUUCAACUUGUCCAAGCAUUGCGUUAUGAAGCAUUAUCAGAUGAAGAAGAAAAGCUCACAGAGAACACGGUUGACAGUCUUCUCCAAGACAGUAUUGAAAGUCAGACUGCAGAGUCACCACCAACACAAGAUGCUGAACAGAUGAAGCUCAGCACAACUGCAGUCAAAGAUACUGAGGAGGAUUCAGAUCUGGCCUCAUUCCUUAUUUCAAGAGCUUGCAGAAGUGAUACUUUAGCAAAUUAUUUCUACUGGUAUUUACUGGUGGAAUGUAACGAGGGCAAAGAAACAAAGGAAGGAGCAAUGUAUUUAAAUGUCAUGAGGAGAUUCAGCCAUGCAUUGAUGAAGGGUGGCUGGGAGUGUACAGUAAGACGAAAUAUGUUGGGCAAACAACAGCAGUUUGUCAAUCAUAUUGUCAGACUUAUGAAGGAAGUUUCCCAGUUUAGUGGCAAUCGUAACAGAAAGAUUCACAGGUUAAGAGAGCUGCUUGAUGUUCCUGAGCUGACCACAUUUGGACCAAUUCCUUUGCUCCUUGAUCCAGAAAUCAAAAUCAAGGGUAUCAUAGUAGGAACUCCAGAAGAAAAAAAAGCCUGUCUGUUUAAGAGCCACCUUAUGCCUGCUAAACUAACCUUUAGAACCUUGGAUGAUCAAGAAUAUGUUACAAUUUUUAAGAAUGGUGAUGAUUUGCGGCAAGAUCAGCUGAUUCUUCAGAUUAUAAGACUUAUGGAUAAGCUUUUAAUGAAAGAAAACUUGGAUUUGAAAUUGACUCCAUACAAGGUGUUGGCGACAAGUGGAAAUCAUGGUUUUGUGCAAUUCAUAGAAUCUACUCCUGUUGCAGAAGUAUUAGACAAAGAUGAAGACAGAAGUAUACAGAACUACUUUCGCAGGCAUGCUCCAUGUGAAGGUGCACCCCUUGGAAUCAGUCCCGAGGUGAUGGACACUUACGUCAAAAGUUGUGCUGGAUAUUGUGUUGUUACAUACAUCCUGGGUGUAGGAGAUAGACAUCUGGACAAUUUACUUCUCACAAAAUCAGGAAAUUUGUUUCACAUUGACUUUGGUUAUAUUCUUGGAAGAGAUCCCAAACCAUUACCACCACCAAUGAAGCUGAGCAAGGAAAUGGUUGAAGGCAUGGGGGGUGCAUCGAGUGAGUUUUACCAGACAUUCAGGAAACAAUGUUUCACAGCUUUCCUUCACUUGAGAAGACAUGCCAACUUGAUUUUAAACCUGUUUGCUCUAAUGGUGGAUGCAAAUGUACCAGACAUUGCAUUAGAACCUGACAAAACUGUUAAAAAGGUUCAAGAUAAAUUCCGUUUGGACUUGAAUGAUGAGGAAGCAGUCCAGUACUUGCAGUCUCUUAUUGAUGAAAGUGUCUCUGCUAUGCUUCCCGUUGUAGUGGAGCAAUUUCACAAAAUGGCUCAGUAUUGGAGGAAAUAAUUUCAAAAGAUGUCUUUUUAUGGAUUCCACUUCAAGAAUUAAGACUCUUACAGUGUGGGUUUCCACAAGGGCUGUUAGGGUGAGAUUGGAGAUGGCCACAAGACACUGCCAUGGAGACAGUUUUAAACAGAACUCUGAUAUCAUUUAAAUAUAAAGCUGCAUAUGAUACCAGUGCAUUCUGGUGUGCAUGUUGCACAACCUAACAGUGAGAAUCUAUUGCAUAUAAUGUAGUUGAUUAGAUAAAUCAAAAGAAGUUACAUAAUUACACUCUGGCAUAAAGUGCAUUGUAUCUCGUUAAAGAAAUGUUAAGAAAUUUAAAACAACCAUGUUCAUCUCAAUUGACCCUAAAAUUCUCUACUGGGCAAAGAAAUAUCCAAAUUCGUUUUCAUGUAGUUUCAAUGACUCCUCAUGACAAGGUGAACUUGGUUCUUCAUGAAAUUGUCUAUAUUCACAUGAUUAAGCCAAUUAUUAUCAUUACCUGCUUUCUUCAUUUGUUCUUUUUAAUGUACAGGAAAGGGGGUCAAAGGUUUCCAUUAAUACCUCAAUAUUUCUUGAACCAUGCAAAAAUCACUUAGAGAAUAUUUGCAGUACCAUGCAAGGAAACCGGCUGCAAAGACUUAAAAUGCUAGUGCUCUAACCAAGGCCUCCCGACAAAAUUUUCCACAAAUUUAACAAAAAAAUCAUGGAAGUUAACAGUAGCUUUCCAACAAAUAACCCAUGUAAUCCUGUUGUACAUUAACAAGGCAACAGAUUUGUGGUCAUUUUGAUUACUAAAUAUUUUAAAACUUUUAGAAUGCAAUUGGUCAAUUUGCAAAGAAUUUGCUGAAGUGGCCUUGGUGGGUGUAAUCGCAAGUUGAAAAAAUUAUUUAUUUAAUUGAUAAAAAUAAAAAAGUAAAAGUAGUUUUCAUUUUACAACAGAAAGGGAAAUAAGAGUGAAAAAGCAGUUAUGUAUGAUUUGGACUCACAAAACAAUGAAUUUAAUACAAGAAAGGAAGAAGGAUUGAAUAACUUAUGAAAUUUGAUUAGAUGCAACAGGAUGUUUACAACCCUCCUUUGCCACCCUGGAACAAUUAAUGUCUUGCAUGACUAGCAAAGCGCCAUGGUCUCUAAAAGUAUGUAACACUGACUGAGAUCUAGCCUAAUAGUCCAGCCAGCAGACUAUAAAUACAGUAUUGCUGGUUUUCAAGCUAUGCCAUGUCGGUGCCCCUUAGAAAGUAACAUAAACAUCUGUGAUUGAGUUAGGCUAAUAAAACAAAAACUUAUUUUUUCUAGAGCUCCAACACAUUGAUUUAAAUAAUCUAUUUCAUGCAAGGACUGUUCAGUUAGCAAGAGCUUUAAAGAUAAGUUUGACCUACAAGACAGAUAGCUUUCUUAAGUAAAAUCAUUGCAGCCUCAGAAGCAUGACAGUGUCAGUUUGCUUGGGCUACCUCUUUAAUUUCACACAACACAAAAGCUUGGAAAGUACCCUUUCAAGCUACAACUUUGUAAAGUAUUAAGUUCUUUGAGGGUCUUGCAUCUGAUGGAGCUAAAACCUUGGAAAGAUAAGGUGACCUUUUUUAUUUUAAAAUAUGACAAUGUCAUGUGAAAAACAGCAAUAGAUUCAAGGAGAGGAAAAUGAAGGCAAUAACUAGCAAUACUGUUGUAAGUAUUUAUUUGGGAGAAGACUUGAACGGGAAAUAUUGGUUAUGAUAAAUGUUAUUAAUAGUUGUAUUAAACAGAAUACUAUAAAUUAAAGUAAAAAUUGUUGAUUAUUUAUAGAGUAUUUUGAUGAGUGAAAAGGCAAUAACAACAUACAGUUUGUACAUGUCUGACAUAUGCAGACCACCUAGUCUAGAGUUAUGCAUGUUUUACGUCUAGUAGUCAUUCCAUUUGAUGCAAUUGCACAGAGGUUACAUUUUAAUAUAAACUAAUAAAGAUCGACUCAAGUUCCC
Messenger RNA from Orbicella faveolata, 4567 nucleotides. Its product is annotated as phosphatidylinositol 3-kinase catalytic subunit type 3-like. NCBI's taxonomy places the organism in Eukaryota, Metazoa, Cnidaria, Anthozoa, Scleractinia, Merulinidae. Gene Ontology annotation, biological process: autophagy of peroxisome; autophagosome assembly; phosphatidylinositol-3-phosphate biosynthetic process. Gene Ontology annotation, molecular function: 1-phosphatidylinositol-3-kinase activity. Gene Ontology annotation, cellular component: phosphatidylinositol 3-kinase complex, class III, type I; cytoplasm; membrane. The record is from RefSeq and is a predicted model, not a curated record.